Messenger RNA from Acyrthosiphon pisum (pea aphid), 3504 nucleotides. RefSeq lists its product as uncharacterized. The transcript is spliced from 4 exons. NCBI's taxonomy places the organism in Eukaryota, Metazoa, Arthropoda, Insecta, Hemiptera, Aphididae. The record is from RefSeq and is a predicted model, not a curated record. Bases 1 to 3504 code for a protein of 1167 amino acids. Gene Ontology annotation, molecular function: nucleic acid binding.
AUGCAAUUUUAUAACCGAAAGUAUGGCACAAAUAUUAAAAUUAAAAAAGACGCGCGUACAGCAUACCGUAUUGGGUAUUGGCGGCAAAAGUCAAAACGUGAAGGCGGCUGUCUUGUGCCUAAAAUUACAAAUAUAUUACCGUCAGAAAAUAUCGGGGGUGAAUGCAUAGUACCCUCAGAUAUAGAAUUAGCGGAUACUUCAUUUAAAAUUCCAAAAAAAAUUGAUUUGUUGUUAGGCGCGUGUCAUUUUUUCGAAAUAUUGGGUAAACAAAAAAUUAAACCGACAAUAAAUGGACCAAUAUUUCAAGAAACUCAAUUGGGCUGGAUUGUUUCCGGCUUAGUAACAUCAAAAUAUACGAAUGGCAAACCAAAUAAUGUAAAUUGCCAUACCGCGUUAGUAGAGGAAAACAGAAGUACUAAUUUGGAAAUUAUGGUAUCAAAAUUUUGGCGUACAGAGGAGUUUGAAGCGGCAGUGCCAUAUACUACGGAAGAAAAAAAAUGUGUCGAUCACUUCGAAAGGACGGUUAAUCGAAAUGAAAACGGUAGGUUUAUCGUACAUUUACCGUUAAAAAAUGACGUUAAUAUAAAAAUCGGACCGUCAUACGAGAUAGCGAAACGUCGAUUUUUAGCAUUAGAGCGCCGAUUGCAAAAUGACGAAAAAUUAAAAAAAGAUUAUAUUACGUUUAUGAGCGAAUAUGAAACGUUAGGUCAUAUGGAACUCGUAAAAAAUGAAGAAAAGUUAGGUGAAACGUGUUAUUUACCGCAUCAUGCGGUAAAAAAUGAGAACAGUAAAACAACGAAGUUGCGAGUAGUGUUUGAUGCGUCCUGUAAAACGGAAUCCGGAUAUAGUUUAAACGAUACACUAUUGAAAGGGCCGGUUAUACAGGACGAACUGCUAUAUAUAAUAUCAAGAUUUAGAACACAUAAAUUUUUAUUAACGGCCGAUAUACAAAAGAUGUACCGCCAAGUAUUGGUGACGAAGCAAGAUAGCGAGAAACAACGAAUUUUAUGGCGCGCGGACCCCUCAUUGCCAAUACAAAUUUAUCGUUUAACAACACUUACUUAUGGAACAGUACCGGCGUCAUUUUUGGCAACAGCAUGUUUAAGGAAAAUAUCUGAACUAGAAUCGUCAUAUGUAAAAGCUUGUGAGGCAAUUAGAAACGAUUUUUAUAUGGACGAUUUCCUAAGUGGCGCGGAGACGAAGGAAGAAGCGAUAAAGUUACGUGACGAAGUAAUUUUAAUAAUGAAAAAAGCAGGCAUGACGUUAAGAAAGUGGUCAUCAAAUGAACCAAGUAUAGUUAGUUGUAUGUCAGAAAAAGAAAAUGCGAACGAGUGUAUUUUUGAAGAAGAAUCAAUAACAAAAAUACUCGGACUGUAUUGGAAUGCGGAUGGUGAUGUAUUACAAUACAAGGUAAAAGAAUAUCAUGACGAAAAUACUACAAUAAGUAAAAGACACAUUUUAGCCGAGACCGCGGCGAUAUUCGACCCGUUGGGACUGGUCGGUCCAAUUAUAGUACAAGCAAAAUUAAUAAUACAGAGUUUAUGGCAAAUUCGUAUUAGUUGGGACGAGCCAUUACCAGAUAACAUACGUAUAGAAUGGGUCAAAUAUAGAAAAGGUUUAUCGAUGUUAAACAAGCUGACCAUACCACGUAAUAUCGGGUGUAAUAAAAUAUUAGCAAAUAUACAAAUACACGGAUUCGCAGACGCAAGUAUCAAAUGUUACGGAGCGUGUAUUUUUUUACGUAGUACCAAUGAACAAGGAGAACACACAGCCAAAUUAAUAUGUGCAAAAUCAAAAGUUGCCCCACUUAAAGUUAUAUCAUUGCCAAGGUUAGAACUAUGUGCAGCACUUUUAUUGGCGCGUUUAGUGAGCCGUAUUGUUCCGAAGUUAAAAUUAAAUAUCGCGAAAAAAUAUUUUUGGUCCGAUUCAAAAAUAGUACUAUCAUGGAUAGCGUCUCCAUCGACAAAAUGGAAGACAUUCGUGGCACACCGUAUCGGGGAGAUACAGGAUCUGACCAACAUAACAGAUUGGGCAUAUGUUAAGUCAUCGGAAAACCCGGCUGAUAUAAUAUCACGCGGGUGCGACGCAGAGCAAAUAUCAAGUAUUAAUUUGUGGUGGAACGGACCGGAAUGGUUAAAAAACAAUAUCGAGGAGUGGCCGAUAUCAGAAAAAACCAGCCAAAAUGAUAACAUAGAAAUGCUACCCGAAGCAAAAACAGUACGAAAUAUAGCUCUUGUGGUGACUGACGAAUUUAUAUUAUUCAAAAGAUAUUCGUCGUUAAAUAAAAUAUUGCGUAUUGCGGCGUAUUGGUUACGCUUUAGAGAUUUUUUAGUGAAAAAAUCUAGUGCCUCAGUCGGACCACUGAGAGCAGAAGACUUAGAACGUGCAAAUAUUGACGAUAAAGAUAUAUUGAGAGUUGGAGGUCGAUUAAAAAAUGCAAGUACAAUAGAGGUAUUUCAACGACAACCUAUUAUUUUACCAGGUGACAGUAUUUACACGAAAUUGUUAUUUCAGCGUGAACAUAUAAGGUGUAUGCACGGAGGCCCAUUGGCGAUAUUAGCCUUAGUGCGAUUAUACUAUUGGCCGUUGAAAGCACGAAAUAUCGCUCGAGCGACGGUUCAUAAAUGUGUUACGUGUUUCAGGCAAAAACCGGUGUUCGUUGAACCCAUAAUGGGUGAUUUACCUCGUGAACGUAUAGAACCAUCGCGUCCUUUUAAAAUCAGUGGUAUUGAUUUCGCGGGACCGUUGUUAAUCAAAGACAGCUUAAAAAAGCGAGCAUCACUUACAAAAGGCUACGUGUGCAUUUUCGUGUGUUUUGCGACUAAAGCGGUUCACAUAGAAUUAGUAAUUGACCUGAGCACAAAAUCAUUCUUAAAUGCUUUAAAUAGAUUUUUUGAUAGAAGAGAAUGGCGGUUCAUUCCCCCGCGAUCACCGCACUUUGGGGGUCUGUGGGAGGCCUCAGUGAAAUCGAUGAAAAAUCUGAUAGGUAGAGUGCUAAGCGAGUCGCAUUUAACGUACGAAGAACUAAAUACUAUACUUACCCGGGUAGAAGCAUGCCUUAAUUCCCGCCCUUUAACCGAAAUGUCAUCCGAUCCUUCCGACUUAACAUAUCUUACUCCUGCGCAUUUCCUAAUUGGAGAAUCUCUGAUGGCCAUACCGGAAAGGGAUGAAAGUACAAUCCCGGCGAAUCGAUUAGACCGGUGGCGUCGUGUUCGACAAUACACGCAAAUUUUGUGGAAACGAUGGAGCAACGAAUAUUUAAAUCAAUUGCAAGUAAGAAAAAAAUGGUCAGUGGAGAGAGGUCCCACCUUGGCUAUCGGAACAAUCGUUUUGAUGCGUGAUGAAAAUAUUAAGCCACUAAAUUGGAAGCUAGGACGGGUACUGUCGGUCAGCCACGGAGAGGACGGAGUUAUUCGUACGGCGUUGGUGAAAACUAUGACGGGCGAGUACAACCGAGCGGUACGAAAUUUGUGCCCGCUUCCGGUUGAUGAUAACAUGGGUUAA